Molecule: messenger RNA, 2328 nt
Organism: Daldinia vernicosa
Lineage: Eukaryota; Fungi; Ascomycota; Sordariomycetes; Xylariales; Hypoxylaceae
Product: chloride channel
Exons: 3
Coding region: 1-2328 (775 amino acids)
Biological process (GO): chloride transport; transmembrane transport
Cellular component (GO): Golgi apparatus; membrane; early endosome
Molecular function (GO): voltage-gated chloride channel activity
Source: RefSeq, a predicted model, not a curated record
AUGUCCGAAUCUAAGAGUUCUCUUCUUGCUGACGAACGUAUCUGGUAUGAUCAAUUUACUUCGACCGACUGGGUCCGCGAUAGUAUCGCCGAUUCCUACCGAGUUAAACAGUUGCGGGGGAGAAAAGGCUUUUGGGGUAGACUCGUCGUCUUAUUUGAUGGCGCCCAAGGCUGGAUACUGAGUGCUCUUGUUGGCGUUCUAGUCGCGCUAGUUGCUUAUUGCGUGGAUGUGGCUGAGACAACUAUCUUUGACUACAAGGAUGGCUAUUGCGCGCGAGCAUGGUAUUUAAGAGAAAAGAGGUGUUGUCCCCACGGUCCAUGUACCGAUUGGCGAUCUUGGUCCGAAGUUCUUGGAGGCCAUCCCUUCGGCGAGGUUUGGACUCAAUUUGGAAUUUACGUCAUCGCCGUCCUGUUACUCGCGGUGCUCUCAUGUCUGCUCACCUUAACGACUAAGACGGUGGUUCCUUCAGCCUACCGAAUGUCAACACUAGAUGAGAACUUAGCUGCUGAUUAUUAUCAGCAACAGGAAGAUAACCAUAACCAUAACGAUGAGAACGGAAGUAUUAGUCCUAGGGCGGUACGGCCACCGCAAGCCGACCCGCCACCACCCAUGGUGUACUAUUCCGCAGCUGGCAGUGGCGUCGCCGAAGUUCGUGUCAUUCUUAGCGGAUUCGUUUUGCAUGGCUUUCUCGGUUUCAAGACUCUCGUCGUCAAAUCUGUGGGAUUGAUCUUGAGUGUGGCCUCUGGCCUAAGCUUAGGUAAAGAAGGUCCCUACGUCCAUAUUGCGGCUUGUAUUGGCAAUAUUUGCUGUCGAAUUUUCUCUAAGUACGAUCAUAACGACGGUAAGAGGCGCGAAGUAUUAUCUGCUGCAGCCGCGGCAGGUAUAGUUGUUGCGUUUGGAGCUCCUCUCGGUGGCGUUCUAUUCGGUCUCGAGGAGGUUGCCUAUUACUUCCCAGCCAAGACGCUUUUUCGUACCUUCUUUUGCUGUAUUGUCGCAGCUCUGUCCUUGAAGUUUCUUAACCCGUAUGGCACUCACAAGAUCGUCAUGUUCGAAAUCCGGUACAAAAUCGACUGGGAGUGGUUUGAAUUAUUCGGCUUCAUCUUAGUAGGAAUUCUAGGCGGUGCUAUCGGUGCUUUUUUUAUCAAGGCUUCGCGUCGUUGGGCUCUAUCCUUCCGUAAGAUUCCAGUCAUCAAGAAAUACCCACUGUUCGAAGUUGUGCUGGUGGCGCUGGUAACAGGACUCAUAGGAUAUUGGAACACCUUAACUAAGCUUCCGGUAGCGAAGCUCUUGCUGAAUCUUGCUGCACCGUGCCAAGACGACAGCAGGGAUUCUGAGUUAGGGCUAUGUCCAUCGAAUAUUGAUGAUAUACCCGGGAUUAUUCGAAACAUCCUUGCCGCUUUUAUCAUCAAGACGUUUUUGACAACCAUCACGUUUGGUAUUAAGGUUCCUGCCGGUAUCUAUGUCCCUUCUAUGGUUAUCGGUGGCCUCAUGGGGAGGGUUGUAGGUCAUCUUGUUCAAUGGAUAGUACUUCGGUUUCCACACUGGAGUAUCUGGGGGACCUGCCCGCUUCUUCAAGAGUCUACGUGUGUUCAGCCCGGCGUGUAUGCGCUCAUUGCUGCGGGUUCAACAAUGUGUGGCGUAACGAGACUAUCCGUCACCCUCGCGGUCAUCCUCUUCGAACUUACCGGAAGCUUGGACUACGUCCUGCCUUUCUCCUUAGCUAUUCUCGUCGCUAAAUGGACAGCGGAUGCCCUGGAGCCGCUCAGUAUCUACGACCUCCUUACUAACAUGAAUGCUUAUCCAUAUCUGGAUAACAAACAUAAACCGGUCUUCACCUCUGAGUUCGCUGCUAUAGUCCCCCGCGUUCGCCGGGAACGUGUCAUUGACAUAAGUGACUCACCGCUAGUCCCGGCCACACAACUCCGUGACCAACUCGAACUGCUUCAUCUGGCCGGUGAGUUGGACGGAGGAUUACCAAUUGUUAGGGAUGACAUCCUUGUCGGCCUGAUCCCGGCCCCUGACUUGGAAUAUGCCCUGGAUAACCUCGAUGACGAGAGCUCCAGCCUCUGUCUCAUGGCGAAUAUACCAAGCAUCGACGAAAAUGAGUCUCCAGAGCGGGAUCCUACCGAUUUCACCCCCUACAUAGACCCAGCUCCCUUUGCUCUAGAUAUUAAUUCCCCCAUGGACUUGGUGUACGAAUGCUUUGCGAAGCUCGGCUUGCGAUAUAUCUGCGCGUUAAGAGACGGAUGCUAUGCCGGAAUGACUCACAAGAAGAGAUUUGUGAAGUAUAUGCGCGAAUUGGAGGAGAGGGAGUACAGUCACUAUUAA